AAAGCCUAUCGCUACGUAUGGCCAAAGUUGUUGCAGAUGUUUCUAUGCCAAUCAUUGGUAUGGACCUUCUACAACACCACAACUUAAUUAUCGAUACGCGCAAACGGAGAACUAGGGACAUGUUAUACGAUCAGGUCACGCCCCGCCCAAAUAUAUGGAAAGCUAACAUAUCAGCCAUUCAGGAAUGCGCUGCUAAGACAGAUUGGUUUGUAGAUACUAGCUUAUCAGUUGAAGAAGCAUGGUCUGUAUUCAAAGGUAAGUUUAGUUUAGUUACGUCCUCGUUCAUACCAUACCUGAUACCGCGAAGACCGAAUAAUAGUCCACCAUGGAUAACCAAACCAGUUAAGAAACUUCUUAGAAGAAGGAAGAAGCACUGGAAUAUGUUCAUCUCUACGGGCUUAGAACAAUACCGAUCCAGUUAUUGUAAGACUAGGAAUGCCUGUAAAGCUUUAAUAAGUAAGACUAGACGAUCAUACGAAAAGCAAUUGGUUAGGGAUUCUAAAUAUAGUUCGAAACGGUUAUUCUCGUAUAUAAAAAGACGAACUCAGAGAAGUGAUGGAAUUCCAUCACUUUUGAUACAAGAAAAUCCGUUAAUCUUGGCAGAGAAUGAUACAGAAAAAGCUGAAGCUUUAUCGAAAUAUUUCAGUAAAGUGUUUUCUAUCACUAAUGAGGAACGACCAACGAUUCAUUAUGACCGUAACGGCUCGCUGAUGGAUCCUGUGGUCAUUGAGAAAGGUACUGUUUUAAGGCUACUUCAGCAUAUCAAACCUGAUAAGUCUAGUGGUCCUGAUAAUAUUCAUCCUAGGAUUAUGAAAGCCAUAUCAGACGUAAUUGCUGAACCAUUGGCGAUACUGUUUGACAUGUCUCUGAAGCAGUCCAAACUGCCCAGAGACUGGAAAGACGCUAUAAUAAGUCCGGUGUACAAGGCUGGGAGUAGGGACUUAGUUAGUAACUAUAGACCCGUUAGCUUAACGAGUGCAGUUGUAAAACUGAUGGAAAAAAUCAUUCGGAUAUCUGUUAUAAACUAUGUUGAAAGGCAUAAUCUUUUCUCCAGAGAACAACAUGGUUUUCGGAGAGGCCUAUCGUGCUUGACAAAUCUUCUCAUCGCAAGAGAAGAUUGGGCUGCUGCAAAAGAUCAGAGUAUUCCUGUAGAUGUGAUCUUCAUAGACCUUAGUAAGGCUUUCGAUAAGGUCUCUCACUCUGGUCUUAGACUAAAACUGGAACUCUUCGGAAUCCAUUAUACAGUCGUAGAUUGGAUAAGUAACUUUCUCCAUGACAGGAGACAAAGGGUAAGGGUAAAUGGGACUCUUUCCUCGUGGGUGCCUGUGAAAAGUGGAGUUCCCCAAGGUACCAUCCUCGGUCCUCUUCUCUUUUUACUUUAUGUAAAUGAAUUACCAACUGUAGCAAAAUCAUCCAUUCUACUAUUCGCUGAUGACAUAAAAAUUUGGAGACCCAUACACAGUAUGUCAGAUAGAAUAGUAUUACAGAAUGAUCUUAGCUCAUUGGUGGCAUGGUUAGAUAGGUGGUCACUUGAAGUUAAUCCAAAUAAGAGCGUGGUGAUGCAAUUAAAUGACAAUGAUGAAUCGUAUCACUAUAAAAUACGUGGAUUCGUACUACCCAAAGUAAGAAACUACAAAGAUUUGGGAGUCAUAUUAAGUAGUGAUCUCAAAACCACUAGUCACUGUAAGGCUGCUGCUGCAAAAGGCUAUAGAAUAUUAUGGUCUAUUCGUAGGUCUUUUCAGUAUUUAGAUGACGAAAUGUUUAGACUACUAUACCCGAUUUAUGUGAGACCACAUUUAGAAUAUGGAAUUCAAGCAGCAAGUCCUUGUUUCAAGUACGAAGCAGAUAUGCUAGAGCGAGUCCAACGACGAGGUACUAAGAUGGUACAAGGUCUAUCUGGACUAUCUUAUGAAGACAGAUUGAGACACCUCAACCUAUUUCCUUUAUCUUACCGUCGAAUUCGGGGUGAUCUAAUAUUGGCUUAUCGUAUACUGAACGAUGACCUUGGUAUUAACAUGUCUUAUCUUUUACUUCCGUCUAGGACUGAUCGUUUGAGAGGACACUCAAAAAAAAUUCAAAAACCGAGAUCAAAUCGUUUACGUCUGGAGUUUCGUUUCUCUCAUCGAGUAGUGAAUUAUUGGAAUUCUCUACCGGAACACGUAAUAUCAGCACCUUCUGUUGAUAUAUUCAAGACGAGAUUGGACCUCCACAGUAUUACAAACUGCAAGGAUUAAUACAGGUCGAUAGACCUCCUAUCCUUAUUACUGAAGACUGAAGACUGAAACACUUAUUUAUCUGUUUGCCUGACUUCUUUUUCUGGUUGCAGGUUAUCUCCAGUCACUAUUAAGCACACUAUAGACCCCUUCUACCAACCACUACUCGAUAAAUAUUCUGGCAUUUACCAAUCGCAACCGAAAUUGCCGUGUGUAACCAGCAACGUUACACAUCACAUCACGACUAUAGGACCACCUGUCUUUUCGAAAGCACGCCGACUGUCCCCCGAAAAGUUAAGGUUGGCAAAAAACGAAUUCGACUAUAUGAUAAACUUAGGAAUCAUACGACCGUCAAAUAGCCCAUGGGCAUCUCCGUUGCACAUGGUCCCUAAAAAGGACAGCAACGAUUGGCGUCCAACUGGUGACUAUCGGAGAUUGAAUGCAAAAACCGUUCCCGAUCGUUACCCGUUGCCUCGAAAUCACGAUUUGACAGCUACCUUGAAAGGUGCAACUGUCUUUUCAAAAAUUGACUUGGUAAAAGCUUAUAACCAAAUUCCUAUGGCCACUGAAGACAUUCCAAAAACUGCUAUUAUAACGCCCUUCGGACUCUAUGAAUUUUUGCGAAUGCCUUUCGGUCUGAGAAACGCGGCACAGACUUUCCAAAGGUUCUUAGAUGACGUUUUUCGAGGUCUCAACUUCGUACAUGCGUACGUUGAUGACUGUCUAAUAGCAAGUCCGGACAAGGAAUCGCAUCUCCAUCAUCUGGACCUUGUUUUCGACCGACUACAAAAACAUGGCAUUACCGUAAACAUUCAGAAAUGCCAAAUCGGAACCGAAUCCUUAGACUUCUUAGGACACACUAUAGAUGCGCAUGGCAUUCGACCCCUUAGAACGAAAGUGGCGGCCAUUCUGGAUUACCCAGAACCGACCACCAUCAAGCAAUUGCGCACGUUUAACGGUCUGGUAAGUUUUUAUAGACGAUUCAUACCGAAAUGCGCGUUACUUAUGAAACCCCUUACCGACCAACUUCGUGGAAAUGCGAAAUCCAUUAAUCUAGAUGACACUACCCGAAAAGCAUUCUCCACGGUUAAGGAACAUAUCGCCCGAGCAGCAAUGCUUGCUCAUCAGGACCCUAAAGCGCCCAUUAGCAUCUCAGUAGACGCAUCCGACUCAGCAAUCGGAGCAGUCUUACAACAAUGUGUUAACUACUCCUGGCAACCUUUGGCAUUUUUCUCUAGACGGUUGCUAGACACUGAAUCGAGGUACAGCACAUUCGGUAGGGAACUCCUAGCUAUGUAUUGUGCUGUUCGGCAUUUUCAACACUAUAUCGAAGGCCGUGAAUUUACCAUUUUUACCGACCAUAAACCACUUACUUUCUCCUUAAGCUCUUCUUCGGACAAGUACUCACCACGUGAGUCUCGACAACUGGACUACAUUUCGCAGUUUACGUCAGAUAUUCGACACAUUUCUGGAGCAAACAAUGUAGUUGCAGACGCCUUGUCUCGUAUAAAUUCCUUGAACAGUUCCCAAGGAAUCGACCUUUUAAAACUCGCCCAACUUCAAAAAGAAGACAGUGAUCUUCAGCACGAGUUGGCCUCAACAACACUUAAACUGCGCAUUAAACAGAUGGGAACAGGUAAGGAAAACUUACUUUGUGACACAUCUACAGGUGGGGAUCGCCCAAUCGUGCCGAAACAAUAUCGACGCAACGUCUUCGAUACGUUGCACAGACUUUCUCAUCCAGGUGUUCGUGCAACCAUCAAGCUUAUAGCAGAACGGUUUUGCUGGCCUGGUAUGAAUAAAGACGUGAGGGAGUGGGCACGCUCCUGUGUAAGCUGCCAGAAAUCUAAGGUUAUUAGGCAUAACAAAUGUCCCUUAGGCUCGUUUAAAACUCCCGAUGCUCGCUUCGACCAUGUUCAUUUGGAUUUGGUAGGACCUUUACCAGAUUCAAAUGGAUAUUCUUAUCUUUUAACAUGCGUAGACCGUUUUACUCGAUGGCCAGAAGCAGUACCCAUCAAAGAUAUUACUGCUGAAACAGUGGCCCGCGCCUUCGUCGAGAGGUGGGUAGCAAACUUCGGCUGCCCAACAACCAUUACUACAGAUCGUGGACGUCAGUUUGAAUCUGAACUGUUCCGUUGUCUGACCAUGAAACUAGGAAUCACUCGCUUUCGAACGACGGCCUACCACCCACAAGCAAACGGGUUAGUAGAACGUUUUCACCGACAACUAAAAGCGUCACUAUCAGCCUCAAACAUUUCUCAGUGGACUGACGCUCUUCCACUCGUCUUACUAGGCAUACGCAAUGCAGUGAAAUCUGACAUUGGAUACACUGCAUCUCAACUCGUUUAUGGUACGACCCUUCGACUUCCAGGAGAGUUCGUAGACCCUUCAUCCUCUUCGAUGUACAUGGAUCUAACCUCCUACGCGAACAGGCUUACAAACGCAAUGCGUUCAGUUAAACCUGUUUCCACUCGACCACAAUCAACUGAUGUUUUCGUUCAACCUGACUUACUACAUAGUACACACGUUUUCGUGCGUCGAGACUCGCAUCGACGACCUCUCGAAUCAACAUAUGAAGGACCUUUCAAAGUUCUUCAACGCGAAUCUAAGUACUAUAUAAUAGAUAAGAACGGAACCAACGAAAGCAUCAGUAUCGAUCGCCUCAAAGCAGCGUAUUUAGAAGGAAAUCCUAUUCACGUCGAUUUUCCUUCAAUACAAUCGCACGACACAACUCCUGCACUUAUAAUACCUCAAUCGACAGCAGACACACACGUUGAUACUUCGACAGUAUCCGAAAAUAAACUCAAAACAACGCGUUCUGGAAGAAGAGUAAGAUUUCCAGAACACUUGAACGAUUACAGCACGUAAGACACAAGUUAACAUUUUAUAUCCUCACGAUUUUCCCUGGUACUAUAUAUAUUUUUUUAUAAAAAAAAGGCCGAAUUUUAUGUGCUUAUAUAUUUUUAUUAUUUUUUUAUUUCAAAAAAGAAAAAAUAAGAUAACGAUAUUAUAAAAAUCCUUUUUUACGCUAUUACGUGAGCAUGAGUUUGUUUUCCUUUUUUUCGCCUGUUUUGUGUUUUCACGCGCGUACGAGUGUAUUCCGACAUGCACUUACAUAUUUUUCUUUUCUUUUCCAGGACGACUGGAAAAGAUGAUGAAAAGAACUAUGAAGUUGCGAGAAACGAAAAUCUGCAUUGUACCUUUUUUUACUGUAUUGUACAUCAUGGUCCAUUAUAGUAAGGAAAGACGACCAAAGGCUGCUAAACCUAGCAAGCUAUCAGAAGAGUGUUUACCAACGAAAAACUCGUUGGGUUUAAACUUCUGGCUGGCCACGUCUUAGGGUCAUCACUACCCCACUAGGGGGGGAGUGAUCUGUAGCGGUAAAUAAUUCCCCAAAAUCAAAUAGCUCUGUAAGUUUUCGACAUCGGAUGCUGACCACAGUUUUAGUGGACUCAUCUAGCUGAAGGCGCUCGGUCAAGCAUCCGCACCAGAUCACGUGUGCUAACGCCGUGCUCAACAUCUGCCUCAAUCGCUAGCCAGAUUAGUGCAAACGAUCCUCGAUAUAUUGAUAGCUUAUCAAAUAUAUCUUCGAUCUCCUC
Messenger RNA from Schistosoma spindalis, 5812 nucleotides. The record is from the annotation of a GenBank genome assembly. NCBI's taxonomy places the organism in Eukaryota, Metazoa, Platyhelminthes, Trematoda, Strigeidida, Schistosomatidae.